CCGAAAAGGGAGCGAGUUGACAGAUGAGCUCGCGGGGGUCCCUAAUCGGGCUCACCUUUUGUACCUGCUACCUGGCUUCUUACCUAAUGAACAAGUAUGUCCUGUCUGUCCUGAAAUUUACUUACCCUACAUUAUUCCAAGGGUGGCAGACAUUCAUUGGUGGACUUCUGCUCCAUGUAUCAUGGAAACUGGGCUGGGUGGAGAUCAACAGCAGUUUAAGAUCUGAUGUUUUGACUUGGCUUCCUGCUUCAAUUCUGUUUGUGGGGAAAAUCUAUGCUGGGUCCAGGGCUUUGUCCAGACUGGCCGUUCCUGUGUUUCUCAUUUUGCAUAAUGCAGCUGAAGUUAUCAUCUGUGGCUACCAGAAGUGUUUUUGGAAAGAGAAAACAUCUCCUGUAAAGAUCUGUAGCGCCCUCUUCCUCUUGGCAGCUGCAGGGUGCCUUCCCUUCAACGACUCCCAGUUUGAUCCAGAUGGAUAUUUUUGGGCUGUAAUUCACUUAUUCUGUGUAGGUGCUUAUAAAAUACUACGGAAGUUCCAGAAGCCUAGUGCAUUAAGUGACAUUGACCAGCAGUAUUUAAACUAUAUAUUCAGUGUGGCGUUUCUGGCAUUUGCAGCUCACCCCACAGGUGACCUGUUCAGCGUCCUGGACUUCCCGUUCCUGUAUUUCUACAGAUUCCAUGGCAGCUGCUGUGCCAGUGGAUUUUUAGGUUUCUUUCUCAUGUUCACUACAGUGAAACUAAAGAGCCUUCUGGCCCCAGGACAGUGUGCAGCCUGGAUUUUCUUUGCUCAGGUGGUCACAGCUGGACUAUCAGUAUUACUGUUUGAUGUGACCCUGACCAGUCCAAUUGUGGGAUGCCUCCUGCUUGGUGGACUUGGAGAGGCCUUGCUUGUUUUCUCAGAGCGGAAAGGUUCCUGAUAAAGAUGGGCAGGAAAAGAAGACUCACGGUUUACCAGCUGGAAAUCACAGAGCCCUGACCUCGUCGCAUCCUGUUGAGAGGGUCAGAACGAAGAACACAAGGACAGUGACACCACACCAGGGCUCCAGGUGGGCAGAGCUUGUGCCCUGCCCAAGCUGAAUGUUUGGGUGGUGGAAAAUUCAAAGGCCCCACCACUUCUCAUUGCCUCAACGAGAACUAUCUAGAGCCCGCCAGGCUGCAUCAGAGAAACGGUCUUUGUUAUGUCUUCCCAUUUUGAGACUCUCUCUUGACUGUGCUGUACCCAGUUCUGCAGAAACAGGAGGAACAGGAUUUCACCAUGAUGGCUCCUCUCACCUUGGCCGACCUGCAGCUUUCAGUUUGAGGUCAUGGGCCCACGGUUAUUUUGUGGUAUUUUUUUUUUUUUUGUAUGUGUGUGUGUAUGUUGUUUUGUGUUUUUACACUUUGGAAAUGUCCAUUCCUUGUGCUGGAGCCCACACCCACCCAGGUAGAAGUGCAGAGAGACGUGCUCCCUCCUAAGAGCCUCCACUGGGGGCAGGGCAAACAUGUGGGUUAUCUGGGGUCGGGCCAAGUAGGAAGCCAAAAGGACACUUUAAAUCUAGAAUGAGUGAUGACCUUUUGUGGUUGAUGUUUCUAUUUAUUUCCUGCUUCUAAAUUGCUCUUGAUGCUUGUAAACUCGUCAGGAUGUGUGUUGUGUUGACUUCUGCAUACUCUUUUUUGCCCAAUGUUGGGUUAAGCUGGUAACUAGGUGACUAGCCAAGGGAAGGGGGUUUAAGUACUGGUGGAUGCCUUUCCUGGCAGGUGAAACAAACGAACAAUAUAGAACAUCUGUUUACAUGUGCACACUGUUUCAAGUCAUCGAAUACUGAAGUAUGUUUUUCAGACCAGAUUAAAGAUUGUAUUAAAACUAUA
Molecule: messenger RNA, 1845 nt
Organism: Marmota flaviventris (yellow-bellied marmot)
Lineage: Eukaryota; Metazoa; Chordata; Mammalia; Rodentia; Sciuridae
Gene: Slc35d4
Product: transmembrane protein 241
Source: RefSeq, a predicted model, not a curated record